AAUGGCCUUUAACGGCUCAGAACAGGCGGAGACACCGGAGGAGGCAGGCAGGCAAGCUGGGGAGCGCUUCUGUCACUUUACAUCUCGAUAAAUCACACAUAUGCACACAGGAUUGGACUUUUAUACUUAAUUCCGACGGAAAUCAAUGAAGGAGAGACGCUCGUGUCAAAAACUAUCUCUGAAAUCCGGCAUGGAUCCCAGUCAGAGUGUGAAGUGUAAGAUAGUGGUGGUGGGGGACAGCCAGUGCGGGAAGACUGCCCUGCUUCACGUGUUCGCCAAGGACUGUUUCCCCGAGAGCUAUGUCCCCACAGUGUUUGAAAACUACACAGCCAGUUUUGAAAUCGACACGCAGAGGAUUGAGCUCAGUUUGUGGGACACCUCAGGAUCUCCGUACUACGACAAUGUGAGGCCUCUCUCCUAUCCCGACUCUGACGCUGUCCUCAUCUGUUUCGACAUCAGCCGCCCUGAAACACUUGACAGCGUACUGAAAAAGUGGAAAGGGGAGAUCCAGGAGUUUUGUCCCAACACUAAGAUGUUGUUGGUUGGAUGCAAGUCAGACCUGCGCACCGACCUGAGCACACUGGUGGAGCUUUCCAACCACAGACAGACACCAGUCUCUUAUGACCAGGGUUCCAACAUGGCCAAGCAGAUCUCGGCGCCUUACAUCGAGUGCUCGGCUCAGCAGUCGGAGAACAGCGUCAGAGACAUUUUCCACGUGGCCACGCUGGCUUGCAUCAACAAAAACAGCAAAAAUGUCAAGCGCAGUAAGGCCACCCGCAGCAACAAGAGGAUCUCACACAUGCCAAGUAGGCCCGACCUGGCGGCUGUGGCCUCGGACCUCCGGAAGGACAAAGCCAAAAGUUGCUCAGUGAUGUGACUGAUCAGACUGAGGGGGAUUAGACUGAGAAUGAGGACAGCGCACAGUGAAAGCAGGAAGCUAUGGGGCAAGGCUCUUUCCUGCAUGCUAAAGACCCCUUAUUUGUCUAGAAAGGGGUUUUAUAAGCUUCAAUUCAUGUACACGUUACUGGAAUACUCUGCACCAGUGAAAACUCAAUACGUAGUAGCGUCCCAAUCCAUGUGGCCCCCCCCUGCCCCACCGGACGAGGAAGCUAUCUGUCAGCGAGCUACCUGCUCGGGGAAGUGACCUGCUUCCUCUGGGAGGACAGAGCGGUCAAAGCUUUCCACACCAGCAGGAAAUGAGCAGGAGGAGUGAUGUCAUUUAGGAGACGCUCAUUUGUAAAGGAUGGGUGUAAGAACAUGUGAUCUUUUGAAUGAGAGCCAAAGUCGGUGAUGGGGGGGGGGGGGGAGAAGAAAAACGAGGAGCUGCUGUUUGUGCUGGAUCAGAGACUUUUUGCUCGGAGGGCUUGUACACCAACUCCUCACUGUAGUUUGGAACUGAUUCACCCUCCUCUCCCCCGUCCCGUCCCCCCCCCCGCUCCUGUAACUGUGUAGUCUGUGUGCAGAGGACAUUAGAAGAGCAAUCUCAGUCCUGCACAAAAGAAACCUGAUGCUGUUUGUCCCCUGUCUCUGAUAUCUCGUCGGUAUAAUGUGAAGUCAUUGCUGUGUUACUGCAUCAUUGUUUAAUUUUAGCUUCAUCCUGAUGAGUUUAAACCAUUGAACAGCUAAUCCUAGGAGCGGUUCUUUGAGUUUAUAACAGCUUGUUUGUAGCAGUCAGACAGCCAUUCUGUGCCCGUUUAUUUCACCUCAACAGCUAUAGAUAAAAAGACUGAAGAUAGAUUAUCCAAACUGUUCUCCACAAUGACACGUUUGUGGACUCUGAUUCUGUAUCACUGUGGAGCUGUAAGCAAAAUGACUCAAAGCUGAAGUCAGACUCCAGGAUAUGGCCAACACUUUCUCAAGUCCUUGUGAUGAACGAAUACAAUUUGGCCCUUUUAAUUAGUGACACUGUUUUGAAAUGAAAAAUAACUUGCAUAACAAGUUUUAAAACCCUUAAUGGACCCUUAAUGGGUCGGAAAGCUUUAGUUGACCAACACACAUGGACUAAUUGUGUAAAAUGUGAAUAUCCUAAUAGGCUGACAGCCAGUUUGCGCUAUGAGUCAUUUUCCCACUGCACUUUAGGGAGGGAGUGUAAAUGAAAGCAACAACUAAAGCUUGUUUAUUAGGCUGUGAAAACACCAGAGCUCUUUGCUUUGCAUUUCCAUGAAGUGUUCAGACUCUGCUGUUUGGUAAAAUCCUCACACAGGCCCGGGCACACCAGCAACUAUUUGGAUAAUCAAAUAAUUGUCAUUUUACGCUACUUUUUAACAGUUUAUAGACAACAUGACUACUCGAGAAAAUAAUCGUCAGAUUAAUCGUUACUGAAAAUAAUCGUUAGCACUACUUCAUUGAAUGACAUGGUGUACGAUACUGAGCGGAGGGGGAGUAAACGACACAGACAAAAAAUGAAAGAGCUCACAUUAGCUCUGGGAGCUUUAGCUGUCUGGCUAGCUUGUUAGCGGUUUAGAGCUGGAAAGAUGAAUCGAUUAGUUGUCAACUAUUAAAUUAAUCACCAACAAUUUUGAUGAUCAGUUAAUCAGUUUAAGUAAACUGUAACUAUUCUCUGAUUCAGUUUUUUAAACGUGAAUAUUUUCUAGUUUCAGUUUCUUUGAGUUGGGGACAAAAACAAGACCUUUGAGGAUGUCAUCUUGGGCUUUUGGAAAACUACUGAUCUACAUGUUUCACCAUUUUCUGACAUUCUAUAGACCAAACUAAUCAAUUAAUCAUGAAAAUAAUUUUGCGAAGACUAGGAAAAUAAUUUUGCUGUUUCACUUUCUGGUGUGACCGGGCCUUCGCUUAAAUUGUAGUUUAGUUUUAUUUUCCUUACAUGGUUCAAAAUUAGGUCAUUUCAGUGUAUGGGUUCCAUUAACCUUCAUUUGAAAUACGUCAUCAUGUAAACAACAAAUGGGUGUUAAUUUGAAAGUGUCUAAAGUCUUGACAAACCGUGUUGUUUACAGUGUAAAUUUGUGUUUUCUUUCCUCUGACAGUGCAAUUAAGGAGCUGUUUAAAUAUCAAAGGCAUUGAUGCACUUUUAAUGUAACUUCCCAUAAUCUUGUUGCAAAUGCCGGUGCUGUCACAUUUGGCAGCUCAGUGGCCCAACUCUUAUCUUGAUUUUCUGACCUGUCUCUCCCCCGUGUACAGUAUCAUGUUUUCUUGAAUGUUGAUGUCCCCUUCAAAUGUCUUUGCCAAUGUUGUUGCCGCAAUAUUUAUUGAAUUAUAUUUUCCCUUUAGAAUAAAUGUAAAUGGAAUUGAA
Molecule: messenger RNA, 3250 nt
Organism: Sander lucioperca (pikeperch)
Lineage: Eukaryota; Metazoa; Chordata; Actinopteri; Perciformes; Percidae
Gene: rnd3a
Product: Rho family GTPase 3a
Exons: 5
Coding region: 146-877 (243 amino acids)
Biological process (GO): small GTPase-mediated signal transduction
Molecular function (GO): GTPase activity; GTP binding
Source: RefSeq, a predicted model, not a curated record